AUGGAUUCAAGUGCCCUAAGGUCAUAUCCACGCCACCACAGGCAUACAAUAAAGGCGUCCAAUGAAACAACUCUCGAAGAGUCUGAUUCGGCAACGGAUUCCACUUCCCGAAGACACCAAUUCCCUUACCACCACGGGUAUACAAACGCAUCUAAUGCAACAUUCAUACAAGAAUUCGACUCGCCAAUGAAUUCCUCAGCUCGACGACAUCAAUUUCCUCACCACCACAGACACGCAAACGCUUCCGCGGAGAGCCUACUUGAUGAAUCGGACGAGGAAACGAAUUCAACUGCUCGAAGACACCAAUUCCCUCGACAUCACAGGCACUUUAGGGCAUCCAUGGAGACCCUCGAUGAUUCCGAAGAGAAUUAUUCCACAAGACAGCAUGUUAAUGCAUCCACUGACGACUCGGAUUCGGUGAUCGCAGAACGAAGGCACAUAUUCUCGAGAAAUCGCAGGGAUGUGAACGCCACCGUGGAAGCUUUCGAAGACGAGCCUGAUUCUGGAACCAAUUCCACAUCUUCCGACACCUUCAAAUAUGUCAACAAAAGGUCCAUGAAUGAAACAUUGGAUGAAGAAGUGUAGAAACAUUUAUGUAAAGAUUUUUUCGGAAAGUCAAGUAAUAGUAUCCAGUUUUAAUGACGUAAUUAUUUCAGAUUAUAAAUGACGUAAUAAUAUUCGAUUGGAAAAGUUAUGUAUGUUUUGAUCAUAAUAAUCACUAUUGUAAUUGAUAUGUACUUGUGUAAGGUAAUGUUCUUAUUCUGGAAAAUAUACCAUUGUGUAAAUGCUUGAAAUAAAAUUAUUUGCUCGUUUGCAUAUUUGUUUGUAGAAUACACAAACAUACAUCGAUGAAAAUUGCUAAUCUCUCUGUGUCACCAACUACGGGGUGGUUUUCUUCGUGUAUUCCAGUUUCUUCGUGCCGUACAGAGGCGUAUAGCCAGCCCCAAACGAGCGCGCGUACUGAAUUUUUUUUACAUUUUCUAACGAGCACUGGCUGCCAAAAUAACCAUGGGGCUAUAAAAUCUGGCAGUCAGUCUAUUUCAACAAGUCAAUCUUUUCAAAGACAACUUCACAACAAAGACAAACGACAACAAACAAAAUUAAUGAAUAAUAAAGCCUGGAUAAAUUUGCAACAUAGAACUGAUUGAGCUAUCCAGUAUCGAUAAUAUUAGUUUAGUUCAGAUUUUCUCCUGUAGUAACACUGGAUGAGUAUAAAUAAAGUAAGCUAAAGCUUAAUUUAGUUUAACUAUUUUUUUCAUCUAGUACACAACGUCAGCAUUGAAUAUGUAGGUUCUGCCUGUCCCGAGAAACCAUCAUAUACCACUGAUGUAGUUGUCACGAUGUAAGUAAAUUUUGUUAAAUCGUUAAUAAUUCAUGAAGAAAAUUCAAAAGAAAUCAAUAUUUAAUGAGGUGUUGAAUCCACAUAUACAAAAUUCUUCUGAUUUCUAUAAACUUUUUUCUUUUAGCUUCGGGAUGAAUAGAUGAGUUUUUUGUAUAAUAAUAAUUUAUUCAAAUGCAUGACCUAAUUACAGGUAUUGAUGUAUAGAUGGAAUUUUUGAUAUACAUUUUUAGAGCAGUUGCGAAAAAUGCAACUACUAGGCCCGAGGAGGCAGGAGUCGAACCUGCGACCCUGCGAUUCCGGUACAGCGCUCUAACCAACUGAGCUACAGAGGCCACUACUUUAUAUUUUCUGUGGUUGUUCAUCAUCUGUGGCACGUUGCUGCUAAAUGAAAUCCACCUUUUUCUAUUCCCAAUUCUAUAGAGUUUUUUGUGGUUUUCUACUAUUGCUUUGUCUUCUGGGUACCACGGUCGACGUGUUCGAAUGGCAUUCUAUUUUGAAAUCUCCAAAUGAGUCAAGUUCUAUCAACGAUGAUCAAACGACUAUUCGUGAUGAAGAAAUACCAUUUCAAGCAUCACUACAACCGUAUGAUAAGAGCACAACCGAUAUGAGUGCACCACUUGUAUCAGAACAUGCGAGGGUGCCUAGUGUAUCGAGUAGAAUCCCUGCAGGUAGGUAGCACCAUUUAUAAGGAAACAACAACAACAACAACAACAACAACAACAACAACAACAACAACAACAACAACAACAACAACAACAACAACAACAACAACAAAAACCAACAAAAAACAAUCCACUCAAUGUUUAAAAGCAACGUUAGGAAGAGAGGCAAACAAUGUGUCAUUCUGAGUAUAAAAAACUAAUAUCCGUCGAUGAAGUCAAUCAUCAUGCCUAUAUAUACACUCUUUAAAGUUUUCGUUUUUCAGGGGUUUUCGUGGAUUUUCUUCGCUGCUUCUCACUGGUCCGAAAUGCAACAAAGAUCUUCAGUACAAACGUCCCACCGAAAGUGAUCACGUCUAUCAACGGUUUGCGUGUCAUUAGCAUGUUCUGGAUUAUCCUAGGACACACGUUCCUAUUCAUGUUGACCAGCGGUGUACUAGGUGAGUAAAAUUGGUUAUAAAUCCAUGUCUCGCUGUUUUAUGAAUGCUGAGCCCUAUCCUUACCCUGACUCGAACCCUAACGCAGAUACAAGUAAUUUGUCUUUGAUGGUUAUACUUAAUGGAUAUUUCAGUGUUGACACCUUCUUUUUCUUGAGGUAGAAAAACAUAAUAUUUACGAUUCUCAUGAAUGUUGCAUGUGUUUACAAUGUUGCUACCCAUUUCAAAACUUUAGAUAACUCACAUGCCUAGAUAUAUUGUUUUAGUUUACAGAAACAUAGAAUAACAAAGGGAACUAAACAUUAGAAUUAUGUAUUAGAGUUCUUCACUCAUGAAGAUGCUAGGACAAUAUAGUAACGAGGCACACAUGAGUAAAGGCUGAUUUCCAUGCACUGUACACGCACGUAAAACUUGGAAUCCUUCUAUUUUUUAAAUAUUUUACAAAUAAGUUAACAAAUGCAUACUAAAACUUGCGAAACACUAAAUUCUGUUGCUUUAUUUAUUUGGUUAUUUCAUAAGUAACAUUUAAACGGAUUUAAAGUUUUACGUGCGUAUACGUACGUAUGAAAAACGCAACAGUGGAAAUCAGCCUUUAGCCAAGUUUUGAAUUGGGUAUAAACAAACAUUAGGCAAUUUUGUCUACUCACUGUAAAAAAGGGUUUGUGUUGGACAUGCACAUUUCUGUUUCGUUUUAGUGGGCUUCUUCUGGCGUAUACUUGUUUUAGAAAGUUGGAGAAAAGUGAAGGGAAAUUCAACUGGUUCCUUUUCUAUUUUCAUCGAUAUGUCAGGUGGGUUGUUGCACGUCGUGUAUCAUUCCAAAAGAUCUAGUCGACCUCGAAAAAAUCUCUAAAGAUAUCCGUGAAAUUGCCUAAAAAUUAGCUAUGAGGGUUCAACAUUGAGGCUGGGGGCAACAUCCUUCCACCACACCAGCACAGAAUACUAUACAGAAGUCCAUCUCCAUUGUUUUUGCGUAAGCGUUUUUCGUCAUGAUUCGUCACUCAGAUAGUACCGUAAACAGAAGCAGUCACCCCCCUGGACGUGCGCCAUUUUUAGUAUUUCCAAGGGGGGACUGCUUUUGUUUACGGUAUUUCCUGAGUGACGAAUCAUGACGCUAAAAACAAUGGAGAUGGACUUCUGUGUAGUAUUCUGUGACACCAGUCAAUAUCAAAAGAGGUCCUUUUAAUAUAUGCAUUUGCUGUAGGAUAGUGAAACCUGCCUUCUUGUAUAAUGAAAAAUGUUUCCAAAUUUUCUAUUUAAUUUAUCUUUCAGACUGACUCCGUCACUUAUGUUUGUGAUCUUGUUUUACGUGAAACUCAAACCUUUCCUUGCUUUCUCACCGUUAUGGACGUUACAGAAGGACGAGCAUUGUUCGAAAUACUGGUGGACCAACUUAAUAUACAUCAAUAAUUUUUAUCCAACUCGUUUUACGGAUGAGGUAAUUUGUCUGUGCUGCUUACAGGGAAGUCUACAGGACUUGUUUAAAGUUUGUUUUCAUGACGAUAGCGGCCUUAUCAUGGUUGAUGUUGGAGACUGGGGUGGGGAUGUGGAUGUGGUGGUGGAGGUGGGGGAAUGAAAAUGCGGGAUAUUCUCUAUUUUACCAUAUAGUGUGUUGGCUGGACUUGGUAUUUGGCAAACGAUAUGCAGUUUUAUAUAUUUCGCCUCUUGUGUUGAUCUUAGCGUACAGGUUUGGAAAUUCAUUUUUUGUGUUACAGAGAGUCAGGGUUUUUCAGGAUUUUUGGCCGACACUGGACCAAGACAGAAAAAGUGUUUUAUGGAAUAUUUUCAAAACCUGCGUGGAGCGUGGCACUAGCAUGGGAUUCGACAGCUAAAAGCCUGAUCUUUAUUCGUAAGGAAAAACUAAAUGGAUAAACGUAAUAUAUAAUGCACGAUACUCGAUAAUAUGCGAAUGUCGCCGGGAUUACCAUUUUUGUGAUACGCCCUAUAAAUAUUAGUUUGUUUGAUGAUAUGGUCUUACGGUUACAGCUUAACAGCUGGCCUCUGUAGCUCAGUUGGUUAGAGCGCUGCACCGGAAUCGCAGGGCCGUAGGUUCAAUUCCUACCAGAGGACCUUGUGCUGCAUUUUUCGCAGUCGUUCCUGGUUAUAGGUCUUAAAAUGUGUAUAUUCUCACUUGGAUUCCAAACCCUAACAUUCUAAUAUAAUACACAUUUUUUCUUUCAUUUCCUAGACAUUUAACUUCAUAACAGCUGUGGUCCUAUCCUAUGCCUGUGCUUUUAUUCUUGCUGUCGUGAUCGAGUUCCCAUGCGACAACCUGGAAAAUUUUGCCGUAAAUUCAUUUGGGAAAAAGAAACGUGCAAACUAA
Molecule: messenger RNA, 4758 nt
Organism: Paramuricea clavata
Lineage: Eukaryota; Metazoa; Cnidaria; Anthozoa; Malacalcyonacea; Plexauridae
Source: the annotation of a GenBank genome assembly